Molecule: messenger RNA, 4629 nt
Organism: Eriocheir sinensis (Chinese mitten crab)
Lineage: Eukaryota; Metazoa; Arthropoda; Malacostraca; Decapoda; Varunidae
Product: tetratricopeptide repeat protein 39B-like
Exons: 15
Coding region: 825-2732 (635 amino acids)
Molecular function (GO): protein binding
Source: RefSeq, a predicted model, not a curated record
GUGAUAGUUCCGUGUAUCCCGCACAGUGACCUUCGCCUACCAUUACUGGCUACCUCAAGGACACUGUAGACCCUUUGUGAACGCUGCGUAGACUGUAGACUGUAGAGGGUCCGUGUGCGUGAUGUGGGUGGCUGUAGGCGUGUGUAGGCGUGCGUGUGUGUGUGUGUGGAGGGCGGGGAGAUAGGCAUUACCGCGCGGCCUUGCUGAGUGGCGGUUGUGUUAAACUUGUACAGGUGCUGCGUGGACGUGCAAGGUAACAGUGCUGAGUUUUAAUGAUGGUGCUGACUCCUAGUGCUAAAUAACCGUGACAAAAGUGCAGUGAAUAACAGUGCUGAGUCAUAAUGAUGGUGCUGAUUUGUAGUGCUGAUUAAACUGUGCUGGCGGUGUUGUGAAGUGGUCAGACUUUCGGUAAACUUGAGUGGUGCUGCUUGACGGUGCUGAAUAGUAGUGCCGUGUAACAGUGCUGACUGACAAUGGAUGUGCUGACUGCUGGUGCUGAAUGAACGUGGAGUAGCGGCGAUGGUGUCGAACUCUUAGUGGUGCUGAGUAAGGGUGCUGAGUGUUGUGACGAUAUAAAAGUAACAGUGCUGAAUGAAUUACAAUGACGGUGCUGACUCCUAGUGCUGAAUAACCGUGGUAAAGGUAGUGGUGUUAAACUCUAAGUAGUGUUGAGUGUUGUGACUGUAAAAGUAACAGUGCUGAAUGAGUUGCAAUGACGGUGCUGACUCCUAGUGCUGAAUAACCGUGGUAAAGGCGGUGGUGUUGCAAAGUGGUGAGACUCCCCCCCCCCCUACCCCCCCUACCCCCAGCCCCGCAGCCUUCCCAUGAACCUGAACACCAUGCUAAAAGUUCUGCUGACGGAGCGGUUCGGGCGCCCACAGAGGAGCAGGGUGUGCGCGAUGGAUCUGUCCACCGCGAUGGAGGAAGCAAGACUCGCCUGCAGCUACUUCUUCAACAACCGCUUCGAGGAGGCCAGAGCACUCAUGAAGCCCUGGGCACACAAGAGCAUGUACCACGGCCUCGGGUACGGCACCUUCAUGUACCUGCAAGCCAUCAUGACCUUCGACCCAAAAGACAUUGAGCUGGCCAUCGAAACACUGAAGCAGAGCGUCGAGGUUUGCAACAAAUUCCGCCGCAAGAACACGAUAGGCGAGUCCCUGGGCAAGAUGGUGAAGAAGGUGGACUACAACAGCUUCACAAAAGAGGAGAUCCAUGCCGAGCUGUGUUAUGCCGAGUGCCUGCUGCUGCGUGCCGUGCUCACCUUCAUGGAGGACGAGACUCUCAUAAGCUUCCUCAAGGGCGGCAUGAAGAUCAGGGCGUGCUACCAGUCCUACAAGGAGUGUUGGUACAUCCUGGAGGGCCGAGACUGGAGCAAAGACGCAGACAAGAUGCACUUCGAGUCUGGUGUCAGGAUGGGUGUUGGGGCCUUCAACUUGAUGAUUUCACAGCUUCCACAGAAAAUCCUCAAGUUGUUAGAAUUUGUCGGUUUCUCCGGAAAUAAGUCGUGUCAGGUAAGAGACCAAAAGUCGAUGGGUCUGUCGGAGCUGGAGCGAGGGUUCCACCUGGAGGGGUCGCUGCGUCGGGUACUGUGUGCCCUGGUGCUGCUCGGCUACCACCUCAUCGCCACCUACGUCCUCGGUACCUCAGAGGGUGACCUGAAGAUGGCACAGACCAUUCUUGAUGAUCACCUCAAGCUUUACCCAAAUGGUGCUUGGUUUCUAUUUUUUGCUGCUCGCCUCGAGUACGUGAAGGGCAACUUUGACCUUGCCAUUGAGAAGUACACCAUCUCGCUCAACAGCCAGAAUGAGUGGCGGCAGUUCCACCACCUGUGCUACUGGGAGCUGAUGUGGUGCUGCAUCAUGAGCGCCCAGUUCAAAGAUGCCGAGGAGUACGCUGACAAGCUCCUGGUGGAGAGCAAGUGGUCCAAGGCAACGUAUGCCUACCAGAAGGCUUGCUGCAUGUGCAUGAGGAUGGACGAACUCACGCCAUCAGAGAAACAAGAACUGAGUGAAACCAUGAGAAGUAUUCCGGGGCUCAAACAGCGCAUAGCCGGCAAGAGUCUUCCAGUGGAGAAGUUUGCAGUGAAGAAGUCUGCGAGGUUCUUUGCACAAGGGGAAACUUUAUGCCUGUCCGCCCUAGAGCUCAUAUACGCCUGGAACGGCUUCAAGAUCCUGGCCAAGCGAUACGAAAAUGUUGAGAAGAUCUUCACCAUAAUUGAGAGGGAAAUGAGGCGGCUGGAGUCCAUUAGAGUGGAGCAGAGAGGUGAAUAUUUCUGGGAUGACUACCUGUUGGCACACCUGGUGAAGGGCUCCUGCCUGGCCUACAUGAACUCCCCGCUGCAGGCUGAGGAAUGCUUCAAGUUCAUUGUCAGCAAUGAGAAGAAGCUCAAGGAGGACACCUACCUCGUCCCCAAUGCCCUCCUUGAGCUGGGCCUCCUCCUCCUCCGAGCCAAUGACCUGGAGCAGUCGCGCAUCAUUCUGGAGCACGCCAAGAACAACUACAAGGGCUAUUCUCUAGAGUCUCGGCUACACUUCCGCGUCCACGCCACGCUGAACAAGAUCCACAGCCUCCAGAAGGGCAGCCAAUCCGAGGGCCUCGACCCCAUUGGCAACUACCCUUCCAUCAGCCGCUCCCCCUCUCCCUGCCUUGCCAAAACCUCCGGCACCACCAACGGCACCGGGCCUCACUUCAAGACCACCAAGAACAGCAAGUCCAUCUCGACGGCACUCUGAUAAAGCAGCGUUGUCACAAAGCAGGAGAGGUGGGCUGGCAGGGCAAGGCCAGCGGAGGUCAAUAGUUGUGCUUCCCGAACACUGUCCACCAUGCCAGGCAGUGUGUGGAGUGAGGCAGACUGUGGUAAUGACACACCAAAAAUAUGCUACAUAUGUGUACUGCUACAUGCUCCUCUAGUCAGACUUUUUUUUAGAGAACUUUAAUGAAUACCCAAACAUUCCACCUCAUCUGAUAAAUAUAGAUUUUUAUUCUGUAUUGGGAUGAGUGCUAGCGAUUUCUGUUAUGUGUGUGUGUGUGUGUGCAUGUGCACGUACUAUGUUGCACACGUGUGUGCAUGCGUGUGUAAAUAACUGAGUGUAACAGAUGUUUUUUGUGUGUGUGUCUUUGUAUUUAUCUCAUGACAUGUAAAUCAAAGUCCUUAUCACGUAUGAUACAAGUAACUGUAAAUGGUAUGACUAGUGCCAUAUGGAUCAAAAUGAUAUUUUUGCAAUGAAAUCUAUUAUUUUGAAAUGUACUCUCUUAACCCAGUUGCAGACUCUGCACAUUUGCAACUACGUAAGCAUAUAGACUUAUGAAUAUAUUCCUGUGCAUUUGUGUAAGAAAUAACCUUUGAUGGUUGUAGAGAAUGAGUAUACUACUAAUGGUUUGCUUAAAGAAGGUGUUUGAUGUGUAGAGUGGAGAGUGGUGGGUGGGAGUCGUUGUUGAGUUCUGUGAUGCAGUGUUGAGGAAGGAUGAUGAAGGGAGGAUAAAAUCUGACAUGUAGAGUAUAUUUUGUCUCUUUUGAAGAGAAUUUAAAGUAUAGAAAAUAUAAUUAUAAAGUAUUUGUGAGUUUGGACUAUUGAAUGGAAUGAGUGUGAUUUGAUGUGAAUGAAUAUUAGGAUGUUGAAAUGUUGGAGUUUGUAAUGGAGGAAUAUUGUAGUGAAGUGGAAGAAAUGGUUGACAUUUGGAGUGUAGGAAUGCUGAGAAUGUAAAAGUUAAAAAGAAGAAAACUGAAAGAAGAAAUGCAAAAUGGAAACUGAAAAUGAUGGAAUGUAAAAGAGAAACAGUGCUGGAGUUUUGAAGGGUAAGAGUGUUAAGAUUAUGAAUUGCUGGGAGGGAUGAAUUAUUUAGUGAUGGCCCAACGUGAUGUGACUGGAGCAACACUUGGUCACUCCUGAUGCUCUCUCUGUGUGGGCGUGUCCUGAGCGCUCUGCCAGCCAGUAUUUAGGUCCAUUUUCUUAAACAUAUCGGGCUACCAUUACAAUUUUCCAGGGCCGCAGCAAAGACUAACCAGGAUUUCUUGGGUGAUUUUUCCGUUGAAGAAGCUGAAGUUGGGUAAAACUAUUGCCAGUGUCAGAAAUUUUUGUACAUAAAAUUACCUCUCGUUAAAUCUUAUAUGUCGUUAGGGAGAAAUUCAUAGCCAGCAUCGCAAAACUGUCCAUGAUAAUCCCAGAUACAGGUAAACUGGAAUGCCGAUAUGUUUAAGAAUAUGAGCUUAAGUGUUUAGGGUAUUGAGUAAGCAGGCAGAGCAUUUUUCUCGAUCAACCUUUAAACGCAUUGAUGAAUCUUUCCUUGUUUUGUUAAUUUUGAGGUUAUUAUUGGUGUUAUGGAAAUUCCUAAGCCGAUGCCAAACUGAUAUUGCUGAUUUUGAACUCUUAGGAGGCAUGGAAGGAAAUGUCCCGCAAUAUUUAUAGAUUAUUGUGUUAACAUGUAUGAUUGGUGUAUUUUUUUUUUUUUUUUUAUCGCUAUUCUAUCAUUUGUUUGUACUUUGACUUACAGGAAAUAGUAUGGUAUAUAGUCUUGAUGUUUUUUAGUUCUGAAUCUAUUAUUUGAGAGAGAGAGAGAGAGAGAGAGAGAGAGAGAGAGAGAGAGAGAGAGAGAGAGAGAGAGAGAGAGAGAGAGAGAGAGAGAGAGAGA